Plutella xylostella (diamondback moth) is the source of this 1844-nucleotide messenger RNA. RefSeq lists its product as uncharacterized. Gene Ontology annotation, molecular function: zinc ion binding; nucleic acid binding. Lineage: Eukaryota; Metazoa; Arthropoda; Insecta; Lepidoptera; Plutellidae. The record is from RefSeq and is a predicted model, not a curated record.
AUGUCGGUCGGCAAAUUAGCGGAGUUCCAAGUGCGCGGCGGUACGUGGUCGUCAUACGUAGAUAGACUCGAAAUGUACUAUAAAGUGAAUAAAAUAAGUGCCGACCUAAAACUACCUAUAUUAAUUGCGAGUAUGGGUGAUGAGGCCUACGAGUUACUGGUGAACUUGGCGUGUCCUAGUAAGCCGUCGGACAUAACCUAUGAGGCCGCGUGUGACCUACUACGUGACCAUCUGCAGCCUUCCCCGUCGGUGUGGGCGGAACGGUUCAGGUUCAGACAGAGGCGGCAAAGCGCAGAAGAAAACGUUUCGGGUUACGUGGCCGCACUCAAAAAGGCGGCACGUCUUUGCAACUUUGGAGAUAAGCUGAACGACAACCUCCGGGAUCAGCUCGUGUGCGGGCUGAGGAGCGACGUCAUUCGUCAGCGCCUGUUCGCCGAGGACGACACAUUGACGUUCACGAACGCGGUGAAGCUGGCCACGUCACUGGAAGCGGCGGAGAUAAACGCGGCAGCGGUGGAGGCGCCGGGAGCCAGUGGCGGCGGCGGCGGCGGCGGGGCGGCCAGCUCCGGGGGCGCGGUGCAUGCGCUCGAGCUGGCGCAGCAGGGGCGCGCGCGCGGGCCGCAGCGGGGCGGCGGCGGCGGCGCGGGUGGCGGUCCCCACAGCAGCCGGGGCGCUGGUAGCUACAGCAGCAGCGGCGCGGGUGGAGCGGCGUUCAAUGGAGCCGACGGUUGGCGUCAAUCGCGGGGCCACGAGGCAGUGACGGCAGCAGCGCCCGGCCGAGGGGCAUGUCGUGCUUGUGGUGCGCGCAACCAUUCGGAGAAUAGUUGUCGUUUCCGGGACUAUGUGUGCAGCCGGUGCAGGGAGACGGGCCACCUGAGGCGGGUGUGCCCGCGGGCGGCGGCGGCGGCCGCGCCCCGGGCCGGGUGCACUACGGAGCGACCGUCGCGGAACCUGACUCCUGGGAGGAGCACCUCGGCGAGGGCGCCGAUCUCGAGGAGGCGUUACACAGCUUGUGUCUAAACGAUUACAGAGCGGUAUAAGGAGUUGUUUUCGGGCGGACUGGGUCGGUACACUGGCGGCGCGGCGCGGCUGCGCGUGCGCGAGGGCGCCCGGCCCGUGUUCCACCGCGCGCGGCCGCUGCCCUUCGCGCUGCGGGAGCGCGUGGACCGCGAGCUGGACGCCAUGCUGGACGCCGGCGUCAUCGAGCCCACCGACUGCUCCGACUGGGCUUCUCCUCUGGUACCCGUUACAAAGGCUGAUGGUGGGUUAAGAAUUUGUGCUGAUUACAAAGCGACCUUGAACCCCGUCUUACUGGUUGAUAGGUAUCCGUUGCCUAGGAUAGAUGAGGUACUCGUAGGACUCAAUGGGGCGCAAUAUUUCUCAAAAAUUGACUUGAGUCAGGCUUAUAACCAGGUAGAACUCGAUGAUACUAAGAAAUACACAGUAAUAAACACUCAUAGAGGUUUAUUCACGUACAAUAGACUAGUGUACGGCUUAGCAUCGAGCUCGGGCAUAUUCCAGCGUAUUAUGUCGACGUUAUUAAGCGGUAUUCCAAACGUAGAAGUUUUCCUUGAUGACGUCAUCAUCGGCGGACGGACGGAGGCGGAGCAUUUAGAAGCAUUAGAGGCGGUAUUCCAGCGGUUGCAAAGUAAAGGAUUAAAACUUAAAAAGUCUAAAUGCAUUUUCUUAACCGAUGAGGUGUCGUAUUUAGGUUAUAUUGUUUCAAAAGACGGCAUUAAAACGGAUCCUGCUAAAGUUUCAGCUAUUACUAAGAUUCCCCGGCCGGAAAACGUUUCCGAAUUACGAUCGUUUCUAGGUCUAGUAAACUUUUAUGCAAAAUUCGU